AUGUUCACAGAUGUGCGUAUAUGUCAGUUUCUCACCCGCAAGCUCUCAAAAUGGAGAGGACCGGGACACGUAACAACAUUUAGGACGACAACGUCGAAUUCUCUAGCGUCUAGACGACGCUACACGACCACAUCGCAACUUAUCGCAAAUCCGACGUCUUCCGAGGCCAAACUCGGGGAUUUGUCGGAUAAUGAACGCCCAUCCAUAUACAUUAAUCCCGUUUGUAUGCAAUUGGAUCAACUGCUGCACAAUUGCGACAACUACGACAGUCUUCUCGGGGUCCUUGUAACUCAUCGAGGUGUCAUGUACUUGCACAAUUUGGUCACUGUGAUGACGCUCUUGAGGGAUUUUGCGGAGAAGGACAAGGGCGAAUUCCAGCCAGACGCCGAUGAUCUGUUUGCCGGCUACUCGGAGAUGCACAGCAAGCAAAAGACAGCGCAUACAACCUCCAUAGAUGAGAGCAGAUUGACAAAGACGCAAAAGGCUAUCCUGGCCAAGGCGAAAUCUGAGAUACUGGUCCACCUGGAAGACCCAAAGAAUGAACAUUACAUGAAGGCAUCCCAGCACAGCAGGAAGCUCUCAGAUGCAAUCAUAAGGGAUGAGAGGUUGUUACAUGUUUCUAGUUUAAAUUUGUACAGGUACGACUUACUGCUGCAGGACUUGUAUGUGAAUAGAAACAAGCUGGACAUUGCAUCGGCUUGCCAUGUCAUAAUAUCGCUGGACUCUUUGGGUCACAAAUAUUUUCGUUUGUACAAUGGAAUAUUAAAGCACCUGUUACGCAUGCCUAUGCCCUUCUCUGAUGAGGAUCCGCAGACUGUGAAUGACAUUGGAAAUCUGCUCAUCAAGACAUGUCACUGCUAUGUGAAAGCUGGAUUCUACGAUAUUCCAUUGUAUAAUAGGGUUUGCAAGGGACUUUUCACGAGUGUGUCAUCAGGUAUGAGUGAGAGUGAAGGGUUCCAUCGGCUGCUCAUGAAUGUUGUAAGAUUGUAUGGAUCAGUAAAAAGUUACGAUUGCCAUGUAUUUGAAAGAAUCGCAGAACUUGUGCAAGAUAAAAGGCUCUCUGCGCAAGAUGUCAGUCUCUUGGCACUAGCGUUUUCAGCCCAUCAAAACUACACAAGGCUCCAUGAUAGAGUCAUGUACAAGGUUGCCAACGAAAUCGAAACCAGGCCCUUGGAAUUUGGGACAAGGGAUUUAUACAAUUGCAUCUCGUCCUUCUCAAAUAUGUCCCUGUAUUUUGAAAGGUGCUGGAGGAUAUUUUCCGAACGACUCAUUGAGGGUAUCAUGUAUUCCAUAAACACUGCAGAUAAAUUGGAAUUUUCGGUCCCUGAACUCUCGUCAAUCGUUGAAAAAGUGUGCAGGAUAGAUAACACAAGUCCAUUUGUCAACAAGUUGGUGGAGUAUACUCUCAUUUACCUGGAAGAUCACAUUAAUGACAUAACGGAGGAUAGCGCCAUAAAUUUAGCAUCGUCAAUAUCACUCACAAAUAACCACGGUAAGCAUGAUUUUCUUAAACCUUUAUACUGUAGAGAUGAACACAUACAUGCUACCGUUCAUUUGGAGAAAAGUUGGUAG
This is a messenger RNA of Theileria equi strain WA, 1572 nucleotides long. RefSeq lists its product as hypothetical. NCBI's taxonomy places the organism in Eukaryota, Apicomplexa, Aconoidasida, Piroplasmida, Theileriidae. The record is from RefSeq and is a predicted model, not a curated record. The coding region runs from base 1 to 1572 and encodes 523 amino acids. The transcript is spliced from 2 exons.